AUGGCUGCUGCAGUUUCCUCUUCCUCUACUUCAAUCUUCGACUUCAAAAACUCCGGCCCGCCAGAUGACACGGUUUUCUACUCCAUCUUCUCGGACUCUUCCCUCACCUCAUCAUCCUCCACCGCCGAGCUCCAGUCGCUCCACCUCCGAAUCCUCCACCACAUCGCACCGUUCACCGGCCCGUACAUCUGGCAGCACCAACCAUUCUCUCUCUCCAUCGCCCCAACUCCCGUGCCUCACCUCGCCGGCCACCUCCGUUUCGGUGACAACCUAGAGGACGAGUGGUUCGCCGUCUUCCUCCUCUUCGAAAUCUCCAAGGCCUUCCGCGAACUCUCCAUCCGCGUCUGGGAUUCGGACGGCGAGUUCCUCCUGAUUGAGUCCGCCUUCCACCUCCCGAAAUGGCUGGACCCGGACACCUCCGCCAAUCGGGUCUUCAUUCGCCGUGGUCUCCUCCACAUCAUCCCGAGAUCGAGUUUUCGCUCGACACCAAAUUUGGAAGAUGCUCUGCGAUUUCUAGCCAACUCAGGGGAUGAUUUGGUUACGCGGGCCCCGGAUGCCGUUCAGCUGCAAUUGAGUAGGAAAAUUGGCGAGUAUCCCGACCGUGCUUACAAGAACGUGCACAGGGUUAGGGUUAGGUUGCCGGUUUCAGUGGCGUGGGUGUUGCGGCAUGAGCCGAGCUUGAUUUCGUUGGCGGUCGAGGGGUUUUAUGACAGAGAUAUCGACACUAUGAAGUACGCGGCUAAAAUGGAGAAGUUUUUGUCCAACGGGAAAGGAGAGGAGAUGGUGGAGGUGGUGGUGAGGAUGUCGAGGGCGAUGUACGCACAGCUGAUGCAGCAAAAGUUUCUGGCUCCGAGUUGCUUCCCCAUGCCGGAUAGGAGCAAUGUAGGAAAGUAUAUGGAGGCAGAAUUGGGGAUGAAGAUUACUUGUGGUUUUGAGAUGAUGUAUCAAUUGAGAAAAAAGAAAGGGGAUGAAGGGAAGGGGAGUACGUGGGAAGCUUUCAUGGGGAGCUUGGAGAGUAAUGGUUAUUUUGAGGGGUUGUUGCCAGGGUCUAUGGAGUACAAGAGGUUGAUGGAGAAUGCUGAGGGGUACUACCGGAAUAGUUCGCUGUACAUUAGGGCCAGAGAAGUAUUAAGUGCACCCAUUAGACGCAUAGAUGAAGUUCUCGCACUUCCUCAUUCAGCUGAUGAUUUCCAGAAUCAUGAGCUACCUCCAUCAGAUGAUGAUUCAUGGCUGUAUGGUGGUGAAGAUGAAUUCAAUGCUGCUCUUCAGGAUAGGCAAAAGGAGAUGGAAAUUUACAAUUUGGAACAAAAGAAGAAAAACAAGGGAAAAGAGCAGCAGGAGGAAGGUGCUUCAGCAUCUGGCAAGGAUUUUGACGAGUAUGAUCUUGGGGGGAUCGCUAAAUCCAUGAAGGCAUUUGUUAAGAAAAUCUCCAGUUAUGAAGGAGCUGAGGUUCCAAAUGACAGCAACAUGAAAGACGUGGAGUUUGAUGUGGAUCAAUUUAUGAAAGACAUGGAAACUGUAAUGGGGCAGCGUGGCUCUGAAGAUAAUGACAGUGAUCUUGAUGUUAAUGUUGAUGAAGGAUUAUCUUCAGACCUUGAUUUUGAUGACUAUGAGGAUGAGAGUGAGCAUUCAGAGGAUAAUGAAGAGGGAGGAGAUGAGUUCAUGCGUUCCUAUUCCGAUGUUCUAAACAAGGAAUUGAAAGCUACCACACUUGAUAAGACCUUUGUUCAUGCUCAAGACCAAUCUUCUAAGAAGAAUGACGAGGGAACUUCAACUGGUAAUGAUGACAUGGAUGAGUUCACCCCAGUGGAUGUCGAUAUGAACUUGGUAAAAAAUUUCCUCGAUUCUUAUUCUUCUCAAGAAGGAUUGUCUGGCCCUGCUUCCAAUCUUCUAGGACUCAUGGGUUUAAGGUUGCCUGAUGAUGCUGGCAAAGGCAAAUGA
Molecule: messenger RNA, 1941 nt
Organism: Striga hermonthica
Lineage: Eukaryota; Viridiplantae; Streptophyta; Magnoliopsida; Lamiales; Orobanchaceae
Source: the annotation of a GenBank genome assembly